This is a messenger RNA of Exophiala viscosa, 1312 nucleotides long. RefSeq lists its product as uncharacterized. Gene Ontology annotation, biological process: guanine metabolic process. The transcript has a single exon. Lineage: Eukaryota; Fungi; Ascomycota; Eurotiomycetes; Chaetothyriales; Herpotrichiellaceae. Gene Ontology annotation, molecular function: guanine deaminase activity; zinc ion binding. Bases 149 to 1216 code for a protein of 355 amino acids. Gene Ontology annotation, cellular component: cytosol. The record is from RefSeq and is a predicted model, not a curated record.
GGUGGGCAAAACUGACAGCUUCCCAGACACACACAUACAUGCGUCGCAAUAUCCCAACGUGGGUAUAUUCGGCAAAUCGACAUUGUUGGAUUGGCUUACGACGUACACGUUUCCGCUGGAAUCGUCAUUGGGAAACGUCAAAUCUCCUAUGUACAAAGAUGCCGUCAGUUCCCCAGAGCCGCUUGCUCGAGCAAAGGCGGUAUACAACCGUCUGGUCUCACGGACACUUGCCAAUGGAACUACAACGGCAUCAUACUAUGCGACCAUUCACGUUGAUGCGACGAACCUACUGGCAGAUAUCACUUUUGCCAAAGGUCAGCGAGCAUACAUUGGACGGGUCUGCAUGGAUCAGCCAGAAAUGUGUCCAGAUUACUAUCGAGAUGAGAGCACGGAGCAGACCAUCUCGAACACCAAGGCGAGCAUAGCACAUUGCAGAUCUUUGGAUGCCUCUGGUGAGCUCGUGGCUCACAUUGUCACUCCAAGAUUUGCGCCUAGCUGUCUACCCCAGACCUUAAGCCAGCUCGGUGAAUUGGCGAAGGAAGAGGGCCUUAGGAUCCAAACACAUAUUUCGGAGAAUUUGAACGAAGUCAAGUUGGUGAAAGAGCUGUUUCCUGACCGGUCAAGCUACGCAGAUGUCUACGAUCAUCACGGAUUGUUGACACCCAAAACGAUCCUGGCACAUGCAGUUCACCUGAGCAGAGAGGAGAUGCGGUUGGUCAAACAGAGGGAAAGCAAGAUCAGUCACUGUCCAAAUAGCAACAGUGCGCUGGGGAGUGGAUUCUGCCCGGUGCGGGAGUUGCUGGACGAAGGCAUCGAGGUAGGCCUAGGGACGGAUGUGAGUGGCGGCUAUAGUACGAGCAUCCUCGACGCUGUGAGAAAUGCUUGCAUUGUCAGUCGGCAUGUUGGGUUCCUUCACGACGGAGACAGCAGGUACAAUCUUGGUGUGGCGGAAGCAUUGUGGCUGGCUACCAUGGGCGGAGCAAAAGUUGUGGGUAUGGAAGGGCGUCUCGGCGGUUUUGAGGAGGGAAUGCUCUGGGAUGUACAAGAGAUUACUUUGGGAGAUGUUGAGAGUGACGGUCAGGGUGAAGAUACGCAUGUGGACAUAUUUGGAUGGGAAAGUUGGGAGAAUAGAGUCGCCAAAUGGGUAUGGAACGGGGACGACAGGAACAUACGGCGGGUUUGGGUUGGAGGACGGUUAGUUCACGAGAGGCGAUGAUUACACUUUGUUUUGUCAGAUACCCAUUUUCUGUUGGCAGAUGCUCAGACUGUAUUGUCUUCCAAGAAUGCGAUAGUUAUAAAGUGUACCGCAGCA